AAAAAAAAAUUGCUUGGAUUCUGCAUUUUUUUAAUAUUUAUCACUUUUGGUUAUAUGCUAUUGAUAUUCGUAGUAAUUUUGUGCUUCAGAAUACAUAUUUUGAUUCAUUUUGUAUCUGCUUUUAAGUUUGAAUUUUGAAAUAGUAUUAUAUUAAAUAACCCAUUAUAAGAUUAUACUGGAUGUUGUCUAUAUAAACUGUCAUUAAUUGCAAUAAGUAUUUUUAUUAGAAAAAAGAAAUUAAUAUCACUAUUGUUGACAAAAUAUUUAAUAAUGCACGGUAGACUUAAAGUUCGAACUUCUGAGGAAGAGAAAUAUAGGAAAGAUAAGGAGAGACAAGAAAAAUUAAAAAUAUUUCAACAUGCCAUGCGGAAGAUUAUAAGCAAAAGAAAACAAGGAGAAAAAGAUGUUGAACAAUUAGAAUUAACUGGAAAAGUUUUGGCAAAUAAUCCGGAUAUUUAUACAUUAUGGAAUAUAAGAAGAGAAAUCAUCGAACAUUUAAGAAAACUUCAGUCAGAUGAAGAACUGAUAAAACUCUGUGAUUCAGAACUGAGCCUGACGGAAUAUUGUUUAAAGAUGAAUCCAAAAUCUUAUUGUGCUUGGCAUCAGCGAGAGUGGAUUCUAAAAACAAGAGCAGACCCAGAUUGGAAAAAAGAGCUAGAGUUGUGCAAUACAUACUUGAAAUUGGAUGAAAGAAAUUUUCACACUUGGGAUUACAGAAGGUUUGUUGUGUCUCACUAUAGGCCGCCUUUGCAAGAAGAGUUUAAAUACACAACUGAGAAACUACAUGAUAAUUUUUCGAAUUAUUCUGCAUGGCAUUAUAGAAGCAAAAUGCUAUUGGAGCUUUAUCCAGAUUUAGAUGGUGGACGACCCAUACAGGAUAGUCACCACAAACACGAAUUAAAGAUGGUAGUAAACGCAGUUUUUACAGACCCUGACGACACAAGUGCCUGGUUUUAUCAAAGAUGGUUGUUAGGUGCUGUUAAAUCAAUUACACACCUUGUUGUGUUCACUUUGACACCAGUUAGAACGACAAUUGCUUUCAAUUGCCAUGUAGAUAAACCCUAUUUAAAUGCUUGCAUACAGUUAUAUAUAAACAAUGAGUUAGUCAAAGGAGAAUUUGUAUCAACUGGGAAUUGUGAAUAUGAUGAUUUGUGGAUUUACAAACACGGUUAUCCAAUUGAUGACAAUUUACAUGCUAUAAGGAUAGACCACACUAUAAGCAAUACCGAGACUGAAACAUUAUAUUGUGAGAAAUAUAUGCCUUGUUUUUAUGUUGGAAAAAAUAAAAUAAAUUUUCAGCACAAUUACGCUGAGCCGGUCUUAAAAGAACUCAAAGAGCAGUUAAUUUCACUACGUCAGUUACAAGAGCUGGAACCUGAUAGUAAAUGGACGGUUCUCACAACGACAUUCUUUUUGUGGUGCAUCAAUAGCAGUGAACACCAUGAAGAGAUUCUCAAAAAUCUGACCACAUUGAAAAGAAUAGAUAGUCAGCGAGCUGGUUAUUACAGCGAUUUGAUUACGAAGUGGAGUAUGGAGAAGUUACUCCCAAAUUAUUUCGAACAGAAAUGCCUUGAUUAUAAACUUGAUUGCGACUAUAAGAUAACAAGUCUACCUCACUUACAGUAUUUUAGUUUCUGUGUGAAUGUGGAUUUGUCUAAUCAGGAUUUAACUUCUAACUGUCUACCAAGCCUUAUCAAACUACAACAUUGUAAGGUCCUCAAUUUAUCCAACAAUAAAUUAACGUCAAUAAUUGGAUUGCCAGAAUUGAACUUAGAAGAAUUAAUUAUUACAGGAAAUGUUCUGAAUAUUGAAGAGGUUGAAAUGUACCAAUUGGAACACUUCAGUAUUAUGAUUUUCUUUUAAUUACAUGAAAAUGCUUAUUAGAAAGAUUUUUGUACUUUUAUGCAUAUGUUUACCAAAUAUCUAAAACUAUUUAUUAUUACAUUAAAAGGUAUAUUAGUGCACAUAAGUUUUACUUUUGUAUAGUUGAUUUAUUACUUAUUCUAUGUAAAUAAAAUAUAGUAUUAUA
Molecule: messenger RNA, 2029 nt
Organism: Leptidea sinapis
Lineage: Eukaryota; Metazoa; Arthropoda; Insecta; Lepidoptera; Pieridae
Gene: RabGGTa
Product: geranylgeranyl transferase type-2 subunit alpha
Exons: 10
Coding region: 271-1863 (530 amino acids)
Biological process (GO): protein geranylgeranylation
Cellular component (GO): Rab-protein geranylgeranyltransferase complex; cytoplasm
Molecular function (GO): protein binding; Rab geranylgeranyltransferase activity
Source: RefSeq, a predicted model, not a curated record